Manis javanica (Malayan pangolin) is the source of this 2137-nucleotide messenger RNA. RefSeq names its product sulfotransferase 6B1-like. Gene Ontology annotation, molecular function: sulfotransferase activity. The record is from RefSeq and is a predicted model, not a curated record. Lineage: Eukaryota; Metazoa; Chordata; Mammalia; Pholidota; Manidae.
ACUCAGGUGUCAGCUCCCAAAUCUUUGCUCUUACCACAUUGUGCCAUAACACACCCAGCAAAAAACUGUCCCCCUGAUCAUUAAUCCCUCUUCCACAUGAGAGCCUUCUAAAUAUUUGAAGAUGGUCAGCAUGCCUCACUCUGCCUCAAUUCCAUUUUUGGAAUAAGCAGAGUUUAAACGUACAAAUUAUUUUUUUAAAAGAAGAUCUUGAGCCUGCUUUUCCUCAAGAAAAGAAACACUGCGUUCAUCUCCAGUUAUUAGCGCUGUGGUUUGCCGCCCCUCUCUCGCACUGGCAUGAGCUCUGAUUCGGCUCCGUUUCUGUUACUCUGCACAGUGUCCAGAAGGCAGAGAUCCUCUGGGGGUGAGGGCACCACGGCUGGGUGCAGCAGGCCUCUUACUGCUCCGCUUCGAGAGGCUAUUUGUGAGUGAGUUGCGAAAAGGCACCCAGGCCAUCCGCAGGAAUGCAAACUAGCUGUCCUGGAGUCUCUGCCUUUGCGACCCACCACACUGUCGGGAGUUGCAGCAGAACGUCUGGGAAGGGCCUGGUGUGGUUGGAAAAAGAAUUCCAGAUGAUUUUGUCCACCUUCGUCAUUGUGUAUGGAUCCUGGUUUGAUCACGUUUUAAGCUGGGAAGAGCACAAACAUGAUAAAAAUAUUCUAACUAUGUUCUAUGAAGAAAUGAAGAAAGACCUUUCUAAAAGCAUAAAGAAAAUUACUACUUUCCUCAAUAUAAAUGUGAGUGAUGAUGAAAUUGAUAAGAUUGCUUGGAAAACAUCAUUCAGUGAAAUGAAAAAUAAUGCAGCCAAAGAAAACAGUGAUUCAAAUCAUACCAUCUGUGCCCUCACAUGUAAUAGGAACCUGGUAUUUAGGAAAGGAGCAGUGGGUGACUGGAUAAACUACUUUACUUCAAAGCAGAAGAGAGUUUUUGAUGAACUAUUCAGUGAGAAAAUGAAACACAGUGAACUGGCAAGACACUUUGAAGAUUCCUCUAUAUAAAUGGGAAAUGAAACCAAUUUCCAUUUUAUGCAGUGCAGGGCUUGGGGAAUACAUAAAUAUUUUUCACCAGUAUUGAAAACAGAUACUUCCUUCAGUGAAAAAUGGACACUUUAUGAAUGUACCAAAAGUGUCAUGUGUGAAAACUAUUAUCAUGCUUGGUGAUAGCAGAGAAUUAUUAAUCAAAGGAAGUGUACAAUUUUUGAAUGGCUAAAUUACAUAUCUGCUUUCAAGAUAUUCAUAAGGCAAGGAGAUUACUUCUAUUCAGAGAAAGCCUUCCUGUGGAUGGUCUACAAACUACUAAUAUACAACAAAACACGUGAGGAUUAUCUAAAAUAACAUGUCUGAAAAGAAUCUAUUUUCUGCCUUUUUGGACUAUCAUGACCUCUAGACAAACAUUUUUAUUUCAACAUUCCCUGGUGUCUGUGUAGAAAUGUUCUCCAGUGUCAUAACAAUGACAAGCAUAAUCUUACUAAUGUGGAAACGCCUAAUAGGUAGAUUAUAUCAAAUCAUCACAGUAUAUUAGUGAAAAUGAAAAAUGAAGAAAUACUUUUUCAUAUUAAAUUAACACUGGCAUGGCACUCCAGUAUUUUCUUUAUUUUUAAUAGAAUCAGUUAAAUUACAAAUUUUCUUAUUUUCCAGUUUUGAAAAGUAUACUUUUCCUUGAAGUGUUUAUGAUUUUUUUACUGUAUUUUAAAUAUGUAUUCUUUCUCCCAGUAGCAUUUCUAGCAUUAAUCCAAUCUCUAUAAUUUUCUCUCUCCUGUAAUGAAUAUUAUUCUGUAGGUUUAGCCUAGAGGAUAGUGUAAUGAAAUUUUAGUGAACUUAUUUUAGAAUUAUUACCUAAGUUAUGAACAUCUAUAACACAUUGUUUAUGUCUGUGCCAUAAUAUCUAACCCAAGGCUUAGUGAGAAAUCAAAAUUGUGUAUCAUAUAUGACUCUGAUAUAUGAUAUCAGAACUCAAGGAAAAGGGUUUAGUGAGUUAAUUCAACCAGACAGUUUGAUUCUGUACCUCCAUAUAUUGUGAAUCUUAUUUUUAGUAAAAAAAUCUGUUGGAAAUUCUUAUCAAGUUUAUCACAAUUCAGUAUUAGAUCUUCAUAUAUCUUCUGUAUGUACCUAUUUGUUAUGAAUAAAAUGUAUACUUGUUG